AUGAAGAUGGGCAACAAGAAAGAGGUGAUUCGAUUAGAGCGUGAAUCCGUGAUUCAAGUUCUCAAGCCCAAACUCAUCAUGACCUUGGCCAACCUCAUCGAACAAAGUUCUGACCGGGCUGAGUUUCUAAAGCUCUGCAAGAGAGUCGAGUACACAAUUCGGGCUUGGUAUCUCCUACAAUUUGAAGAUUUGAUGCAACUAUAUUCCCUCUUUGACCCUGUACACGGGAGUCAGAAAUUGGAGCAACAGAAGCUUUCUCCUGAAGAAAUUGAUGUACUUGAACAAAAUUUCCUCAAGUACUUAUUUCAGGUGAUGGAAAAGAGUAAUUUUAAGGUUGCAACUAAUGAAGAAAUUGAGGUUGCACAGUCAGGGCAAUAUCUUCUAAAUCUUCCCAUCGUGGUUGACGAGUCUAAGCUUGACAAGCAUCUUUUGAAGAAAUACUUUGACAACCAUCCUUACCCAAACAUGCCAGAUUUUGCUGAUAAGUACAUUAUCUUCAGACGCGGAAUUGGACUAGAUAAGACAACCGAUUACUUUAUCAUGGAGAAAGUGGACAUUAUCAUUGCACGUUUCUGGGCAUAUCUUUUACGAGUGACUAAGGCCGAAAUGUUUUUUUCGAAAAGGCCAAGUGUACAAUGCGAGAAGGAUCCCAAAAAGGAUGAUGAUCUUAUCGCCGAACAAGAUGAAGAGGACUUGUUUGUUGAACGAAUCCGUCUUGAAAAAAUGCAACUAAGUAUUCCAAAUUUGCUGAGCAAGAACACAAUCCAAGAGCCAACUUUUGAUAGGAUUAUCGUUGUUUACAGGCGAGCAAAUAGUGGAUCCGGAGAUCAAGCAGAACGAGGAAUAUAUGUUAAACAUUUCAAACAUAUUCCAAUGGCUGAUAUGGAGAUUGUUCUUCCUGAGAAGAAGAACCCAGGAUUAACGCCAAUGGACUGGCUCACGUUCAUUGGCUCUGCUGUAGUUGGGCUGGUUGCUGUUGUUACUUCGCUUGAAAUGCCUAAAGUUGAUCUUUGGGUCAUUUUUGCAAUUAUUUCCACUGUGAUUGGUUACUGUGCUAAGACAUACUUCAGUUUUCAGCAGAACUUGGCUCAAUAUCAGAACUUGAUAACACAGUCCAUGUAUGAAAAACAACUGGAUAGCGGAAGGGGUACUCUUCUUCACUUGUGCGAUGAUGUGAUUCAACAGGAAGUGAAGGAGGUGAUCAUUUCUUUUUAUAUAUUAAUGGAACAAGGGAAAGCUACUUUACUAGAUCUGGAUAAGUGGUGUGAAGAACUAAUCAAAGAACAGUUUAACGACCACUGUAAUUUCGAUGUGGACGAUGCAGUUCAGAAGUUGGAGAAAUUGGGAAUUGUUACUCGGGAUACCCUUGGACGGUAUAACUGCGUUGGGCUGAAACGUGCUAACGAGAUCAUUGGCACCACCACUGAGGAGGUUGUCCUUAAGGCGAAACAAGAUGCCACUGCUACUGCUUGA
Prunus armeniaca (apricot) is the source of this 1473-nucleotide messenger RNA. NCBI's taxonomy places the organism in Eukaryota, Viridiplantae, Streptophyta, Magnoliopsida, Rosales, Rosaceae. The record is from the annotation of a GenBank genome assembly.